AUGAAGAGACGAAAAUACGAAAAAAAACCAUUAGUCCCAUUGCUGAACUUUGGUUGCCAAGACUUUAUGCCGAAGAUGGCAACGUGUACAUUGCCGCUGCGUAAUAUCUGCGAACUGGAGCCUAUCUCCGACGUAGUGUGUGAAGAUGGGUACAAAUCUCUGAUCAACAACGAGGCAUUCAAUGAAUUCUUGAAGAGAUACAUUGAUCAUUUUGAGGAGGCUUCCAAGAUUGAACAACCCAUCGUUUCCUUAGAGAUUUUAGAAUCCUGGCGACGAGAAAAAAAUGGCCGCUUUGUCAAGAAUGACGAAGAAAGGCGCCUUUGGCAUGAUAUUGGGGACAAGAAAGCUAGGCAAUACAUUACCAAGGCGCUGAAGCAAAUCUCAAAAUCUAAUUCAAAAGUUUCCGACAACACUGACAGAGACGUCAUCGAGGGAACAACAUCAUGCACAAGUGAAGAUACAGCGGCAACCGAGACUUCGUCACAAUCAUCCAAUCUUAAGGGUUCCUCCUUGAUGCCAGUAGCCCCAUUGGCAUCCGCAGAAGCUGAGGACCAAAACAGACAGGAGUUUAGGUGUAUAGAAAUAAAUCCAAAAUCGAAGGAUCGCCUCUACGGCCGAGCACAAGAGCAAAGUAAUCUAAACGUUCUGUACGAACAAUCAGUGACACGGAUGGAUGGUCUUUCCAACUUCUUGGUUCUUUCUGGAGAACCUGGCAUUGGGAAAACGGCUCUGGCACAAUCGUUGCAACCAACUGUCGUCGAGAACAAUGGUUUCUUCGUGCAGGCGAAGUUUGAGCAACUAACAGUUGACGACUCUCUGGCUGCAUACAUCUCUGUAUUUGGCGAUUUUUGCCAAAGUAUCCUGGAUAUGAACGACAAAAGAAUACAAAGGAUGCAUGUCGAGAAAAUUACCAACUUGAUGGAGUACCUCCUUGAAGAUAGCAUUGCGGUAUCUGUUGUUCCGGCACUCGGUGAGGUUCUCAAACUUGCCAGCAAUUCGGCAAAAUAUCAACAUUCGGAAUUGUCUUCCAUCCAUGAAAGUAUCUCUGGUGACGAAAAAGAUGAAAAGCAAAAGCAGCAGGUGCCAGUGCAUGUAUCCUAUUCAAGUGCGCGAUUGAAGUUCUGCUUUUCAAAGAUAUUGAAAUCAACAGUCUGCAAAGAGUAUCCGCUGGUGGUGCUACUGGAUGAUGUCCAAUAUGCUUCGUCCCCAGUUGCAUUUCGAGACUUCCUGACGGAUUUGGUGGACCACCGAGAGGGUUUAUUCUUCAUCGCUACAUAUCGUACUGGUCUUGGUACAAGCUCUUUGUCGUUCGAUCAGCUGACAUCGGCUCUAAGCCAAGACGCGGUCAAUUUACAUCAUUGGGAAGUAAAUGGUUUGACUCCACAAGCCGUCCAUGAACUCAUGGCUGAUAAAAUCUCCUUGGAACUCCCAAAGCUUGACAACUUUAGCUCCGACCUUUUCUACUUGACUGGAGGCAAUGCUUUGUUCCUUCUUGAGCUGCUUCGAUCCUUUCAGGAUGAUGGCAUUUUGAAAUACGACAGCGGAAGUGGCCAGUGGAUUUGUGAUAAUCAUUUGCUCUCUCACCAUCCAUCGAUGCAAAUAAACUCCCUGGGUGAGUUUUACCAAACGAAGAUAGCAGAACUGCCCCAGCCAGCACAGGAAACACUGAAAAUUGCAUCUAUCCUGGGUCCUUCGUUUUCGAAGAAGAUUGUAGACAAAGUUUCAAAACACUCACAAGCCGCUGAUUCACUCGUGAUGGCAACCAAAGUGGGACUUGUGAUCAAAAAAAGCGACGGAAUCCUUUCAUUUCGGCACGACAGUAUCCACACUGCAACAUACAGCCUUAUCCCGGAUAACGAGAAGUCGAUUGUCGCGCUGGCACUGGGGCGAAGACUAUUGAGGAAAGCAGGGGAGAAAGGGAUCAACAAAUACACUGCUGAUAUCAUCAGCUUGUUUUACAGGGGACGAGACGAGCUUACCGGAACCUCUUCUUCGUCAGAUAUAGCAUCUGUAGCCACACUAUGCCUUCAAGCGUCGAAAGCGGCAGCAACAUCUAUAGGCUUUCAUUCUUCAAUUUUCUUUGUCGAUUUUGGGAUUGAGCUUUUAGAGCACGCCGGGAAAUGGAAGGACAACUACGACUUAUGCCUGUCGUUACAUAACAACGCAGUGGAUAUCCAUUAUGGCGUUGGGCAAUUCGACAAAGUAGAAGAGCUUGUGGGUGAGGUACUUGAAAACGCUAUGUGCUUUGAAGAUACGGUUCAAGCGAGGAUGAUGAAGGUUUACACACUGGGUACAAGAAAGCAGCUCGUUGAAGCUUUAGAAUAUGGUUUGGAGACAUUGACACUCCUUGGGGAUCCCAUUCCAGCUUUUCCAACAAAUGUGCAAAUUGGGUUAGCCGUUGCACGUACAAAACGUCGCCUGAAGAAAAAAUCGGAUGCAGCCCUGCUAAGGAUACCUACACUGGCCGACAAGAAGAAGAUUGAAGUAAUGAUGGCGUUGCAAAUCUUGUUUCUGAAUGCUUACUUCGCGAGACCGUCUCUAGCUGUCCUCAUAUGUUGUCGCAUCAUCGAUAUCACACUGAAACAUGGAGCAUGUGCAGUCUCAAGUGUUGGCUUUGCUGGGUAUUCAGUUGUUGUGGCACGUGGUGGCAUCAAUAUCGAAGAGGGUUACAAAUUCGGGAAGAAUGCACUUGCGUUUUCUCAGAAAUUUGGAGGGGACGUCUGGGAAUGCAGGGUUGCGGCUGCCGUUUAUGGAUGCAUCAAUCUUUGGAAAGAGCCAUUGCAGCCAUGUCUCGACGAAUUGAAGAAAGCUUAUCUCCUUGGCCUUGGCAGUGGAGAUAUCGAAUACGCAGUUCUAAAUGCUUCCUUAUACAUCUGGAAUAUCUUCGAAUACAUGUCCGUUGACCAGCUCGAGCUCGCUAUUCGUAAUCUGUUUGAACGAAUGGCUGUGCUAAAUCAGGAAAGAUCUUUGCUAUCACUGAAACCGGCUUGGCAAAUGUGUCAAAACUUCCUCGGACGCAACCAUAAUCCAAAGUAUCUGCUGGGCGAGGCCUUGACACGGGAGGAUCUUGCUGAUUCGGUCUAUAUCGAUAACCAUUAUGAACUCCGAAGUUCUAUAGGCGCAGAUGAAAUGGUAAUGGCGUAUCAUUUUUCCGAUUAUGCAAUGGCAGAAGCUCGAUUACCUUGCGCAGUCCUACUCUACAACAAUGUGAGCACUAUAAGUGCUGCGAAUGCCCGAAUGUAUCAUGCAUUAAUUCUUUUGGCAACGACCAAAAAGAGCAACUGGAGACGGAUUCGGAAGGUCAAAUGGCUGCUAAAAAGAUUUCGAAAAUGGUCCAAAUCUUGUCCAGAGAACUUCUUGGGGAGGCAAUUCCUUGUGGAAGCAGAAUUAGCUGGCGUCCAAAACAAGGUAGAAAAAGCGUGUGCGAAAUUCUACCUUGCAAUCAUUCAAUUCCGAGACUCCCGUUGUCUGCUAUAUGAAGCUCUCGCGAACGAAAGAGCUGGUAAAUUUUGCGCUUCCAUCGGAGAUAAGGGCAAAGCAAGCAAAUUUCUGAACGAAGCUCUGAAAGUGUACAAAUAUUGGGGUGCGGUAGCGAAGUGUGAACAUCUCAAGUCGGAAAUGCAGACUUCAAUAAUGUGUCUGACAUGUAACACUUAG
Cylindrotheca closterium is the source of this 3657-nucleotide messenger RNA. The record is from the annotation of a GenBank genome assembly. Lineage: Eukaryota; Bacillariophyta; Bacillariophyceae; Bacillariales; Bacillariaceae.